AUGGCUGCCAACAACCGCUCCCGCGUCUUCUUCGACAUCUCGAUUGGCGGCGUCUCAGCUGGCAAGGUCGUCUUCGAACUCUACAAUGAUGUCGUGCCCAAGACGGCAGACAACUUCCGCGCUUUGUGUACCGGCGAGAAGGGCGAGGGCAAGGCCGGCAAGAAGCUUCACUACAAGGGCAGCGCCUUCCACCGUGUCAUCAAGUCCUUCAUGAUCCAAGGUGGAGACUUCACAGCCGGCAAUGGUACUGGCGGUGAGAGCAUCUACGGCGAGAAGUUUGAGGAUGAGAACUUCGACCUGAAGCACGACAAGCCAUUCCUGCUGUCCAUGGCUAACGCUGGCCCUGCGACAAACGGAAGCCAAUUUUUCGUCACAACUGUUCCAACUCCCCACCUCGACGGCAAGCACGUGGUGUUUGGUGAAGUGAUCGCUGGCAAGAGUGUGGUUCGACAAGUGGAGAACAUAGCUACCGGCCCCAACGACAAGCCAGAGAAGGACUGCGUUAUUGAGGACUGCGGCGAGCUGCCACCAGACGCGGACAUCUCAGAGCUCACCAAGAAGAAGGCGGACAAGACUGGCGAUUCAUAUGAGGACUUCCCAGAGGAUCAGAAGCCUGGAGAGGAGGAGUGGAAGGGCACCGAGGUCGUUGCGAUCGUGGAUGACCUGAAGAGCAUGGGCAACAAGGCGUUCAAAGAGGGCGAUCUGGAGCUGGGUCUGAGCAAGUACCAAAAGGCGCUGCGUUACCUCCACGAGUACCCCGAGCCGCUGGAGAACGAUCCCAAGGAUCUGGGAGAGAAGCUGAGCAAGCUCAAGAUCUCGCUGCACACCAACAGCUCUCUUCUGCAAUUCAAGCUCACCCACUACCGCGAGUCGCUGGAGUCGGCGGACAAGGCCCUUGCGGUGUCAGGCAUCACGGACGCGGAGAAGGGCAAGGCGCUGUACCGAAAGGGUCUGGCAUUGAAGGCGGCCAAGGACGAGGAGGGUGCGAUUGAGAACCUAGAGCAGGCCGCGAAGCUGGUGCCAAACGAUGCUGGAGUGAAGAACGAGCUGGCAUCGGCGAAGAAGUCCGCUGCGGCGCGGAAGGAGAAGGAGAAGAAGGCCUACUCCAAGGCUUUUGCGUAG
Zasmidium cellare ATCC 36951 is the source of this 1122-nucleotide messenger RNA. RefSeq lists its product as uncharacterized. Gene Ontology annotation, molecular function: protein binding; peptidyl-prolyl cis-trans isomerase activity. Gene Ontology annotation, cellular component: intracellular membrane-bounded organelle. The record is from RefSeq and is a predicted model, not a curated record. Gene Ontology annotation, biological process: protein folding; protein peptidyl-prolyl isomerization. The transcript has a single exon. Bases 1 to 1122 code for a protein of 373 amino acids. Lineage: Eukaryota; Fungi; Ascomycota; Dothideomycetes; Mycosphaerellales; Mycosphaerellaceae.